Messenger RNA from Vanessa atalanta (red admiral), 1539 nucleotides. It is a transcript of the gene Ilk, whose product is annotated as integrin-linked protein kinase. NCBI's taxonomy places the organism in Eukaryota, Metazoa, Arthropoda, Insecta, Lepidoptera, Nymphalidae. The transcript has 8 exons. The record is from RefSeq and is a predicted model, not a curated record. Gene Ontology annotation, biological process: substrate adhesion-dependent cell spreading; protein phosphorylation; integrin-mediated signaling pathway. Gene Ontology annotation, cellular component: focal adhesion; stress fiber. Bases 161 to 1519 code for a protein of 452 amino acids. Gene Ontology annotation, molecular function: protein kinase activity; ATP binding; protein binding.
GUCAAAGUCAAACCCUAAUGAAUGAGUCGGGCCGUAACUUUAUGUUUUAUUGAAAUACAAAUAAACUAUUUUUGAGGCAUAUUUUUUGAUGACUAAUUAAAACUGAAAAUAUCAAUACGAUAUUUAAGUUUCAGUGAAAGACUUAUUAAAUUAUAAAAUCAUGGAGGAUAUAUUUCAGUGGUGUAGAGAAGGAAAUGCCCUGCAGGUGCGCGUUUGGCUGGAUGAUACGGAGCAUGAUAUGAAUCAAGGUGAUGAUCAUGGCUUCAGCCCAUUGCACUGGGCAUGUAAGGAGGGUCACCUAAAGAUAGUUGAAAUGCUUAUCAGAAGAGGUGCAAGGAUUAAUGUUACGAACAUGGGAGACGAUACCCCAUUGCACUUGGCUGCUGCACAUGGACACAGACCUAUCGUUCAAUUGCUACUUCAAAACAGAGUUGAUGUGAAUUUCACAAAUGAACAUGGCAACUCUCCAUUGCAUUAUGCUUGUUUUUGGGGAUACAGUGCAAUCGCCGAAGACCUAGUUCUUGCUGGGGCUCUUGUGUCACUGGCUAAUAAGGAUGGGGAUACACCGUUGGACAAAACAAGAGGACAACUUGUACAGAGACUCCAUGAGAUGGCUGUAAAUCAAGGUCAAGAUCUGAAGAAGAUACAAUUUAAAGACCAGUCGUGGUUGGGCUUGAAGACCAGAAGCCGUGAUGCAACUCUUUCUCGACAUAAAGGCAUUAAUAUCAACGAAUUAGCAUUACACACAAGAAUCGCAGUAUCGCCGUCUGGUGAAACUUGGCGCGGUCGUUGGCAGAAAAAUGAUAUAGUAGCGAAGAUAAUAGCAGUUCGUGAAUGCACACCCCGCGUACAGCGCGACUUUAAUGAGGAAUUCCCUAAGCUCAGGAUAUUUUCCCAUCCUAAUAUAUUACCUGUGGUGGGGUGCUGCGUGUCGCCGCCGUCGCUGGUGGUGAUCUCGCAGUACAUGUCGUGGGGCUCGCUGCACGCGCUGCUGCACGGCGGCGCGGGCGGGCGCGUGGUGGUGGACGCGGGCGCGGCCGUGCGCCUGGCGCGCGACGUGGCGGCCGGCAUGGCCUACCUGCACUCGCUGCAGCGCGACCGCGUGCUGCCCGCCUACCACCUCAACAGCAAGCACAUCAUGAUUGACGAGGAUUUGACAGCGCGUAUCAACAUGGCUGAUGCGAAGUUUUCUUUCCAAGAGAGGGGUCGUGUUUACGCACCGGCUUGGAUGGCUCCUGAGGCCUUAUUGAAACCGAGUGCUAAAAGGAACUGGGAAGCCGCCGAUAUGUGGAGCUUUGCGGUGCUUCUAUGGGAGCUGGCGACUAGAGAGGUCCCGUUCGCUGACCUUUCGCCAAUGGAAUGCGGAAUGAAGAUAGCUCUUGAAGGCCUAAGGAUCACGAUCCCCCCGGGCAUCUCUCCCCACAUUUCGAAACUCAUUAAAAUAUGUAUGAAUGAGGAUCCAGGUAAACGACCAUCAUUUGAAAUGAUUUUACCCAUCCUUGAGAAAAUGAAACGCUGAAACAAAUCGAAUGGGUAAAA